AUGGCAUGCACACGAGCACAGCCAUGUUUGGAUGGUUCUGGUCCUCCCAAUAGCGAAACCAAAAUUUGCGACAUUGAAAAGCAAAAUGAAACGACAUCUGAGGAGCCAGGAAAAAAAGAGUCAAUGUUUGCCAGCCUAGGUCUUCUCGACCGGUUUUUGGCUGUAUGGAUCUUUCUCGCCAUGGCAAUUGGGAUCAUUCUGGGCAACUUUGUUCCGAGUACAGGUCCUGCCCUGCAAAAGGGGACCUUCGUGGGAGUCUCUGUGCCCAUCGCGAUCGGUCUCCUGGUGAUGAUGUACCCCAUCCUGUGCAAGAUCCGCUUCGAAUCCCUGCACCAUGUCUUCCGGUCCAAAGAUAUUUGGAUUCAGAUGGCGUUCAGCCUUGCCCUAGCUUGGGCAUUUUUGCCCGAUGAGCCUGAAUUGCGACAGGGAUUGAUCGUUGUCGGUUUGGCCCGGUGCAUUGCUAUGGUUCUGGUCUGGACAGGGCUGGCCGGAGGUGAUAAUGAAUACUGCGCCAUCCUCGUCGCCCUCAACUCCGUCCUACAGAUGGUUCUCUUCGCUCCAAUGGGAGUCUUCUUCAUCAGCGUAAUUAGCGGCGACCCAGUGACAUUUGAAUACGCAACAGCCGCCAAAAGUGUCGCGGUCUUCCUCGGAAUACCACUGGGAGCUGCAAUCGUCACGCGCUUCGUUAUUCGACGGAUCUCUGCGACAUGGUACGACCAGACCUUCCUGAAAUGGCUCAGCCCGUGGUCUCUCAUCGGUCUGCUGUUUACGAUCCUCAUUUUAUUUGCCUCGCAAGGCCGUCAAGUCGUCCACCAAAUUGUCUCGGUGGUCCGGGUCGCUGCACCACUCAUCGUUUACUUCCUUGUCAUUUUCUUUGCAACGCUUCUUGUCGCCUACAAAAUGGGCUUUGGUUAUAAGAUUUCCGCUGUACAGAGCUUGACGGCUGCGAGCAAUAACUUUGAGUUGGCAAUUGCUGUUGCGGUCGCGAUGUUUGGCGCAGAUAGUAACCAGGCCCUUGCUGCGACGGUAGGGCCGCUUAUAGAGGUCCCUGUACUGUUGGGUUUGGUUUAUGCGGUCAAAUUGGUAGCUAGACGGCUUGGCUGGAAGGAUUGA
Messenger RNA from Penicillium bovifimosum, 1113 nucleotides. RefSeq names its product arsenic resistance protein. Gene Ontology annotation, cellular component: plasma membrane. Lineage: Eukaryota; Fungi; Ascomycota; Eurotiomycetes; Eurotiales; Aspergillaceae. The coding region runs from base 1 to 1113 and encodes 370 amino acids. The record is from RefSeq and is a predicted model, not a curated record. The transcript has 4 exons. Gene Ontology annotation, biological process: arsenite transport; antimonite transmembrane transport. Gene Ontology annotation, molecular function: antimonite transmembrane transporter activity; arsenite transmembrane transporter activity; antiporter activity.